AUGAUUCCUACAGACAUGUCUCCAAUGGAUCGUGAAGUUCCCAAAAGCCCGCCUACUACAAAGUACGAUUCGGACUACCUCGAAGAGAAAGAUGCAGGAUUCGAAGUCUCUGCUCCUGGUUCAUUCCUAUCAGAGCCACACAAGUCUUACUUGAUUCAACGACAUGGCACUUUGGAUCUGGAUCCCAUCCCUAGCAUGGAUCCAGCGGAUCCAUACAACUGGGCUUCCUGGAAGAAAAUCGCAAACCUAAGUCUUGUAGCGUUCCAUGCGUGCAUGGGCACUUUCACUGCCGCAGCCAUUAUUUGUGCCUACGAGAACAUCGCCGAAGAAUUGGAAGUCUCGAUUCAGCGAGUGAGCUAUCUUACUUCGCUGCAGAUUGCUAUUCUCGGAGGAGCACCCCUGUUUUGGAAGCCGCUCUCACAUCGUUUUGGACGUCGCCCGAUUUUCCUCCUCUCGCUCCUCCUGAGCUGCAUCUGCAACAUUGGGUGCGCAAAGAGUACCGACUAUGCUUCCAUGGCGGCAUGUCGAGCACUCGUUGCGUUUUUCAUCUCACCUGCCAUGGCUAUUGGAAGUGGUGUCGUGACUGAGACUUUCUUCAAACAUGAGCGUGCGCGCUACAUGGGUGUGUGGACCUUGAUGGUGACGCUGGGUGUUCCAGUCGGUCCUUUCAUUUUUGGAUUCGUUGCGCAGCGCGUCGGCUACCGCUGGAUCUACUGGACGUUGGCUAUUACAAACGCCGUCGAGUUCAUUUUAUAUAUAUUCUUCGGUCCUGAGACCCGCUACAUUGGCGCCGACGUCCAAUCGCGCUCAUCAGCGCUCAAGACAGAAUACAUGUCCAUUCGUCGCAUCGAUCCAACACCAUUCAAGUUCAGAGAGUUCUGGCAUCCCCUGACUCUCUUCACGAACAUUCCCGUUCUCCUCGCGGCGGUCGCGUACUCCAUGGUUUUCCUCUUCUGUUCAGUUUUGAACUCUGUGGAGGUCCCUCAGUUGCUGCAAAGCAAAUUCGAACUCAACGCACAACAACUUGGUCUUCAGUUCCUGGGAUUGAUCAUCGGUUCACUAUUAGGUGAACAGCUAGGUGGAUACAUGUCUGACCUGUGGAUGAACACCCGCGCCCGGAAAAUCGGACGAAAGCCUGCACCAGAAUAUCGCCUUUGGUUGAGCUACAUCGGCUUCCUACUGAGUAUUGCUGGCAUGGUCGUGUUUUUGGUCUGUACCGAGCAAGCUUCAACUGGAAAGUGGGAUGUCAGACCCAUUGUCGGAACGGGUGUUGCCGCCUUCGGUAACCAGGUUGUCACCACUGUCCUCACUACCUAUGCCGUGGAUACCUAUCCCCAGGAUGCAGGCAGUGUUGGUGUAUUCAUCAAUUUUGUGCGAUCGACUUGGGGAUUCAUUGGACCUUUCUGGUUUACGUCAAUGUUCGAGAGCGUUGGAAUUGCGGCGAGCUCUGGCGUAGCUGCUGCCUUGAUAAUGGGUGCUGGAUUCUUGCCCAUGGCUCUGAUGCAUUGGCAGGGGCAGAAAUGGUAUAGCAAGUCUGAUUGA
Penicillium olsonii is the source of this 1542-nucleotide messenger RNA. The record is from the annotation of a GenBank genome assembly. NCBI's taxonomy places the organism in Eukaryota, Fungi, Ascomycota, Eurotiomycetes, Eurotiales, Aspergillaceae.